Molecule: messenger RNA, 1087 nt
Organism: Frankliniella occidentalis (western flower thrips)
Lineage: Eukaryota; Metazoa; Arthropoda; Insecta; Thysanoptera; Thripidae
Product: peptidoglycan-recognition protein SC2-like
Exons: 3
Coding region: 61-915 (284 amino acids)
Biological process (GO): peptidoglycan catabolic process
Molecular function (GO): N-acetylmuramoyl-L-alanine amidase activity; zinc ion binding
Source: RefSeq, a predicted model, not a curated record
UUGCCGCUUCCCCAGCCACUUGCGGUGCACGCGCGGGAUAGAGUAGAGCCCGGUGGAGUCAUGGGGCACCCACCACUGCCACGCUUCACGUACUGCGUGGCGCUGCUGCCCGCUAUCCCGGAUCGCCCUUGCCGCUGGCUCCAGGCCGCGACCGCCCUGGUCCUGGUCGCCGUCGUCGUGGUCCUGGGCAUUCUCGUACUCACCCGCCCCGGCCCUUCGGACAGCGCCUCGCAGACCGCGCUGGAUACGAACAAGGCUACCACAACCACCGCCGCCGCCACCACCACCACCACCACCAUGACAACCUUCACCGUGCCUUCCACCACCGACUCCACCCCGUUGGUUGGCAGCACGUCCAAACGCCCCUUUGAAGCGGAAGUCCUGGUGUCUCGAGGUGAAUGGCGUGCCAGGGGGGCCAGGAACCCGGGGUCGGUGCUGAUGACGCCCGUGAUGGACGUCAUCGUCCAGCACACGGCGGGCUACCAGUGCGCGACCAGGGCGGAGUGCAGCGCAGAGGUGUUACGAAUCCAAGACUCACAAAUGGACUGGCGGCACCGUCCGCAACCGUUCAGUGAUAUCGGCUACAACUUCCUGGUCGGCGGCGACGGCCACGCGUACUGGGGUCGGGGCUGGGACACCGUCGGCGCCCACACCUAUGGCUGGAACACGAAGUCCAUCGGCGUGGGCAUCAUCGGCACCUUCACGAACGAGACGGCGCCGCCCGCCCUGCAGAGCGCGCUGCGCCGGCUGCUCGAGUGGGGCGUGUCUCUGGGGAAGCUGACCGGGAACUACAAGAUCAUGGGCGCCUGCCAAGUGCAGUCCUCGGACAGCCCGGGGUGGAGCUUCAUGGAGGACCUGCGCACCUGGUCGCACUGGAGCAACUACACGUCAGUGCCCUGGGCUUGCAUGACGUAAGAGGACAUGGACAUUGGCGACGGCUAAAACGUCGCUGUCCAACCAAAGAUAGCUGCAAAAACAGCAAUCAAGUAUCCUUAUUGUACCUAGCGUCGAUUUAAAUUUUAUUUUUAUGAGAAACCCCUCUGAUGUUGGCUAAUAAGGCUUAAGAAUAAUAAAAAUAAAAACAACU